GCCGGCUCCCGCCACCCCUCCGUGCCUCCUCGCGCCCGGCGUGGCGCAGUGCCCGCCCGCGAGCGGGUCAGUGGCAGGUGCCGGUGCGGCACCUGCCACCCUCAGCUCCUCCGGGCUCUGGACGCUGCCCGGCCCGCCGCGUUUUCCUAGAAUUUUUAAUCAUCUAAAGACUGAAUAUGGAACCUGAAAGUGAAGUAAAGAAGCAAACAAACCCCUUUUACUGCAAUAUUUGCAAAAUCUGGUGUUCUUCUGCAUUAAACUUGCAGACUCAUUUCCUUGGAGCAAAACACAGUACGGUUGAAGAAGCAUUGAAAACUCAUGGCAUGCAAGGUUGCUCAGGAAAGAAAUUGAAAACACCUGUGAAACUUCCUGAUUUUGAAAGUUGCUUAGGGAAGAAAGUGAAAACACCUGCAAAACUUCCUGAUUUUGUGCCACUUGAGCCAGGGAAGUUUCAUGGGCAGACAUUGGAACACCAGCUUAAUACAUGUAAAGAUUCAGAACCUGCACUUGGACUUAAUUACAUAAUAGAAUAUCGAUCAAAAGACAAUGUUCCUUUUCUCUAUGAAUGUCAACUAUGUUACUGUAAAACAGGACUGUGUAACAUGUUCAUGCAUGUUUGUGGUUCCAAGCACAGACUGGCAUUCUUGAGACAACAUUAUCCAGAGAUAGCAGAAUCUGAUGAAUUUAAGGGUAAAGGCCCUGAACUAACCAAAAGAGUUAGGGAAAUUGCAUUAACAAUUGAGAAGAAAGAAGGAAGAAAACAAAUACAGGUUGUUAUAGGUGGUCCAAAAAGAAGGAGAUGGCUAGAAUCUCUCAGUGCAGAGGACAGCCCUUCAACAGCUAAAGUUCAGCAUGUGGAUGCGCCCCUUAGUAAUGCAGAAGAAACAGAUAAUAAAGAUGGGAAACUGACAGAGCCUAUGCAAGAUGAAAAUAAUGUUCAGGAGGAGAAUGAAGAAAUGCAGGAAGAACAGGGAAAACCAGAUGAAAAAGUUGAACCUAAUAAUGCUAUUGAAAGCAGCAAAGGCAACAACUCAGAAUGGUGUGAGAGCAAUAAACAAUCAGAGGAAGAAAACAAGGAAGCUCAGCAAGAAUUUACAGCAGAUCCUGAAGAAUUCACUAGUCAAGAAGAACUGUUGGGUUAUUUGCAAAAUUUUGAGAUACUGAAUGAAGAUGAUGCUUCAUUUAUCCUGAAAGUUACACAGACUCUCACAAAUGCACUGGUGGAAUAUCGUCAGCAGGCUGCAUCAAACAAAGACCACUUAGGUGCUGGAUAUAAUGGAGAACCAGAACUAGAAUAUUCCACAGAACAGCCUGGACCAACUUCAGCAGAUAUUAAUGACUCUGACACUGACUAUUCAAGCAGCUGGUCAGCUAAGCAGUUCUUACUAGCCAAUGAAGAUGAAGCCCAGAACUUUUCAACUGGCUCUUUGGAAACAGCAUAUGAGAACAACUUCACAACUGAGUUUUUGAACAGUGUAAGAAACAUGAAUGCUGAGGAAGUUACUGAUGCCCUACACAAAAUAGCAGCAUCAAAUCCAGCUUUUAGAGGAAUUGAUAUACCAAAUGUUAUAAGGAUCCUGACUGAAAGUGGAACUCUGAGGGGACCAAGCAAUGGCAGCACACAGUAACAUGGCACUUAAAAGAGAUACUGUAGCAAUGUUUACUUUCUAGCUGGAUGGAAUUUGAGAAUUCUCAUCCUGAUGGUUUCACAUCAUCAUACCAUGGAAUGCAAGAUGCAGUAAAACUAAGGUAACAAAGAAAGCAGCAACAAAAAUUAUGAGUUUUAUUAUGUGAACAGACCCAGGAAGGAAAACAGUUCACAGAAAAAUUAAAACACUGUGUUUUUAAGAAACUCUGAGGAAUUUCUGGAAUGCAUCUAAAUUUGUUCUUAUCAGAGGCAGAGAUGGAACCAGAGUUCUUACAGUUCAUUUACUCUGUAUAGGAACAGUGUUAAUGCCUCCUUAAUGGAGGUGAACAGCAAAAAUUCUGAAUUCUGAAAAUAAAAAUAGAAACGUCUUUUUCCUGUUUGUUUUCAAAAUACAGAACAAUCUUUGUAUUAAAAUAACAAAAUCAGAAUAUUCAGCUGUUGUAAAUGACCAUCUCUGAGACAGCUUCUUUUUCCUCUUACUGUGGAAUCAUUCCAAGUGGAAAUAAAGUUACAAUAAAGUUGGAAUAA
This is a messenger RNA of Haemorhous mexicanus (house finch), 2176 nucleotides long. RefSeq lists its product as uncharacterized. The coding region runs from base 177 to 1628 and encodes 483 amino acids. Gene Ontology annotation, molecular function: double-stranded RNA binding; single-stranded RNA binding; zinc ion binding. The transcript is spliced from 19 exons. Lineage: Eukaryota; Metazoa; Chordata; Aves; Passeriformes; Fringillidae. The record is from RefSeq and is a predicted model, not a curated record. Gene Ontology annotation, cellular component: precatalytic spliceosome.